AUGAAGUGGAAACGUGGCUCAGUAGAUAGCAAUAUUGAUAAUAUUUUAAAUAAAAUUGAACCAUAUUACGACUUUAUUGAUUGUAAACUGUUACUGGACAUGAGCAAAAAGUUCCUACCAGAGGUAACAUUCACUGAUGAUGGAGUAACUUAUAAACUAGUUGAUGAAUUAAGAAACCAUUUGGAGGAAAGUGAGAGGCUUCGUACAUCAAAUACAGUUUCUGCAUUUAAAAAUUUUCUUGUCAAAAAGUAUUAUUCUAUUGAUAGAAAUGUGGAUAAUCUGCCUUACAUUCAUAUGGAACUGCAAACUUGCUGGAACGACAUAAAUAUUGAAGGAUUGUAUGAACUAAUUAAAAAGCUGCUCCCCCGAGAAUACAGACAAUCAGUUGUGAAGCAUAUUAGAAUAACAAGUAAAUGUGUUGCCAUCAAGUUACACAUUCUUGACUUUACAGCUGACAGUCUAAUAGAAUAUACUGGAGGAACGUUACAGUUUAUGCGUCUCAUUGCUAAUGCUAAUCCUCACCUGAAGAAAUCAAAUGGAUCAAAUGCUGUAAUGAUUGCUAGUUAUGAUGGUAACUAUGAGGUGGUUGAACUAUUGAUUAGUAAAGGAGUUGAUUAUAAAUAUCAACGAGAAGAUGGAGUGACUGCUUUUGAACUGGCUUGUCAAAAUGUUGAACUUUUGCUGAAAGAACAAGUCAUCAGUGAUUUAAAUAUUUCCAACAAGGAUAAUGUGACUGCUUUAAUGAUUGCCUGUAGUCAAGAAACUGAGCAUUUGGAAAUAGUUGAAAUAUUAGUACAAGCUGGUGCUAAUGUUAAUAUACAAGUGGAGUCAUUAAGUAUUCCUUUUCUGAACGGAAGCACUGCACUAUUGAUGGCUAGUAGCCGUGGUCACAAACAAACAGUUCAAUUAUUAUUAAAGUGCUCAUGCUGA
Molecule: messenger RNA, 930 nt
Organism: Amphimedon queenslandica
Lineage: Eukaryota; Metazoa; Porifera; Demospongiae; Haplosclerida; Niphatidae
Product: E3 ubiquitin-protein ligase MIB1-like
Exons: 3
Coding region: 1-930 (309 amino acids)
Molecular function (GO): protein binding
Source: RefSeq, a predicted model, not a curated record